AUGACGUCUUCGCAACAUAGAGGCAUCGAUUAUCUGAUGUUUGGCUAUUUCUUGAUGCAGAUUCCUACGACCUUGUUGUUUGACACCCAAGGAGUCUACCCGGAAUGGCUCUACCCAAGCUGGCUGAAGGCCGUUCGCAGCCACUACCUAGAAUCCUACAGAGACCCGUUCCUGGCUGACGCGUGGAAACACCCCUGGUACUUAUCCAUCUGUCUGGUGGAGCACUUCUUUGAAAUCCCAUUCUUCGUUUGGGCCACAGUCUGCUAUUAUUACGGAGCCAAGGCCAGACCACAGAUCAUCAUUCCAUCAAUACUCUACUGCUCACACACCAUAACAGUUGUUCUGAGUAUCUGGGCUAUGGCACUGGGUUCAGACUUUAGUCACGAAACGGCCCUGGCGCCCAGAAACACGGCGGAGCGGCUCAAGCUCUGCUCGGCGUACCUUCCAUUCUUCAUUGUACCGAUGAUUAACCUGAUCGACUCCAUCAGGUUGGCGUGGAAAGCGAAAUCUGAUUGA
This is a messenger RNA of Candidula unifasciata, 516 nucleotides long. The record is from the annotation of a GenBank genome assembly. NCBI's taxonomy places the organism in Eukaryota, Metazoa, Mollusca, Gastropoda, Stylommatophora, Geomitridae.